Molecule: messenger RNA, 1575 nt
Organism: Scheffersomyces stipitis CBS 6054
Lineage: Eukaryota; Fungi; Ascomycota; Pichiomycetes; Serinales; Debaryomycetaceae
Gene: MPA43
Exons: 3
Coding region: 1-1575 (524 amino acids)
Biological process (GO): carbohydrate metabolic process
Molecular function (GO): kinase activity
Source: RefSeq, a predicted model, not a curated record
AUGACAGCAGUUGGUAUUGACGUGGGAACUGGUUCUGUUCGAGUAUACUGCGAGAAUAAAGAUACUAUCCAGACGUACGAAGCCGAAAUUGCCACAACUCACAAUGCAAAUUUCAUAACCCAAUCUUCUAAGGAAAUCUUCACCAAAAUCCUAGACCUCUUUGCCAGACUCAAUAUAGACCAUGUUUCGGGAAUUUCAACUACAGCCACAUGCUCAAUGGUUGUUCUACAGAAAAUGGAGGUAAAUGGUUCUACUUUCUUGAAACCUUUUUCACAAAUAUCAGGCAUUUCUGAUACUAAUGGCCCAAUCCCAAAUCAAGAUGUCUUUCUAUGGAUGGAUGGUAGAGCAUUCAAACAAACAGAUAGAUACAACCAAAGACUUAGAGAUACGAAAUUCUCGUCAAGUGUUGGAGGCAAGUUUGUGCCUGAGUUGGGAGUACCAAAACUCAAGUGGCUAAGUGAUAAUUUUCCAGAAUCAAAUUUAGUCUGUUUUGAGCUUUACGAUUGGAUAAAUUACCUUUUGCUAGUUGGUGGAUUUCUGGAAAAGGAACUUGUAGAAUAUAGACCUCGCAAAAAAGAUUUCAACAACGAUAGCUCGGCUAUGGAUGGCUCUAUAAAGGGCUGGCUGAAACAGACAUUGACUUCUGUGUUUGAGAUAAGCAAGAAUAUCGAAAUAGGCGGAGCCGAUUUCGACGUAGCUACAGAGUUCUUGCUUCCUGUUGGCUAUCCUUUAGGAACUGUUCACAAAGCUUUUGCCUUCAAAGAUGCCGUUGUAGGAAACGGUUGUAUAGACUGCUAUGCUGGCUGGCUCUCUACGAUUGUAGCUCCAGAGAACCGACUUGGUCUAACUGGUGGUCAAUUAUCAAUGAUAGCUGGAACAUCCACCUGCUUUCUACUCGCAUCCGAGUGUACCUCACCUAUCACGGGAGUCUGGGGCCCAUACGAUAAGUUACUUCCAAAUGUUCAAAUGUAUGAGCUUGGCCAGCCCGCUACUGGAAAAUUGUUUGAGAAACUCUUUUCUAAGUUUGACAAGCUAAUCCAGGAUAAACUUGGAGACAAAGCUACUAUCCGCAACUACUUCUACUACGGCGAUGUGUUUGGCAAUCGUAGCCCAUUAAGCGACUUCACCAUGAGUGAAAUGGUUAUUGACGGCUACAACUAUGAUUGCAAAUUAGCACCGAUAAUCGACAGCCACGACAAAGUAGCCAGUUUAGUUAUCCGCUACAAUUUGAUACUAGAAUUCUUGUGUUUCCAGACGAAACACAUCAUUGAGGUUCUUUCGCAACCAGAGCAAAUAAACAUAACCGAGAUUGUAGUCAGUGGGUCUCAAGCCAACAACAGACGGUUUCUACAGCUUCUCAGUGAUAUCACCAAUUUAAAGGUCACAAAACUCUGCGAAAAGUCCAAGUACUCUGUGGCCAAAGGCGCCUCAAUCAUGGCGGAAGCUGGAACAGGCUUGAUGCAAGAGAAGAACGCGGCGAAUAUUGAUGCAGAUAGUUAUGCACGAAAGUACGAAAUCUACAAGGACAUGGCCAAAGUCCAAGCCAAAUAUCGAGAGUUGGUGAAUAGCGAUUGA